AUGUAUUCUAAAUCAGAUUAGAAGACUGCCCCCAGGAACGUCCAUUAAAGAGGAAUGUUAUCCUAUGAAAAAAGACAAUUAAGUUUCAGAGAUGAAUUUGAUAAUAUUGUUGAAUAUCUUAAAAAGAAAAUAUGCUUGUUAACACAGCAUUAAUCAUAAUCGACAAUUGAUGGAUUAAUGGAUUAUGUUUUUGAUAUCACUAGUCCAUUGCUUAAGCACAUUGAAUUUCCAAUGUAAAUUCCUUAUCAAACAACAUUUUGUGGGAAAAGAAUUUUAUAAACAAUUGAAUUUUGGACUCUCUAUUAAAUCAUUUUUUAUCUGUUAAACCCUUAAAAGAAUUAAUAUUUUAAUCGUUUGGAAGAAUUAUUUUAAAUUCGAUUAAAUAAAUGCUUGACAAAAGAUUAAAUUAUCGAUACCCAUAAAAAUAUAUACUAAAUUGAAUAAGUAUAAUAAUUUACUUUAAAUUUUUAAAAACUAUGUGAAAUUUAGAAUGAAACCAUACAAUCUCUUAACAAUAACCAAGAAUAAUAUUAGAAUUUGAAGAAUUUUAAAAUUCCUUGUAAAAAAAUUAAAAUUAUCAUCAACACAAAUAAUAAUCAAAAUAUCAAGAAGGAAGAAUUUUCAAAUCACAAUUAGACUGAGUCUAUCCUCGAAAAUAUUAAUAUCGACAGAACAAACUAUAAUUCCACAUUCAAUGAGAGUUCGGCCAUUAAAGACUAAACUUAAUUAUAAGUAUCAACAAUUUUAAUGAAUUAGUUUAUCAAAGAUGAAUAAAAGAAAGCUAUAUUUAAAAAAGAAUUGUAAGAAUUAGUAAUAGAGAGCAUCAAUGAUACUAUAAAUAAUAAUAAUCAAUACAUAGAAACUGAAAUUUCAAGAACUUAAAAUCCAGGAAAUGAGACAAGCUAAUUUAUCUCACUAGAAACUUUAUAUUUAUCCUCAAAUGUUGAAUUUGUAGUUUUGAUCCAUAAUGUCAACAGGAAUAACUCAAAUUCACUAAUUUAAGUAUUAGAAGGCGAAUAUGAAGGCUAAUUUGCAUUAUAUUAAUUUAAAGAAGCAUAAGAUGAAAAAGUCAAAAAGGAGGAUUUUGAUUAUUAUUAAAACUACCUUGAAUAUAGAAAAGUUCGUCAGAAUUAACCUCUAGUUGUAAUACAUAAGAUGCAAGUUAAUAAUGAUAGAUGA
Messenger RNA from Paramecium tetraurelia, 1179 nucleotides. RefSeq lists its product as uncharacterized. The record is from RefSeq and is a predicted model, not a curated record. NCBI's taxonomy places the organism in Eukaryota, Ciliophora, Oligohymenophorea, Peniculida, Parameciidae. The transcript has 3 exons.